AUAAAAGAGGGAGUGAAGCUCACUCACUCUCCACCCCCCUCUCCCAAAAAGAGCCAAAUGGAUCCGAGAAGGGGGGAAAAAAAAACCCAAACCACGCACACCAAUCUCGGAGGGGAUGCCAGUGAGGUGUGGCUUGUAUUUAAAUACCCAAUAUGUCAAUGUAAGGGGAGUGAGUGCGGAUGUAUAUAAAGUGGCGUUCGCCUGUGAUAGCCGGACACACCGAGGGAUGAAAGGCAGCCCGAGAUCAAGGCCCAGGGGCCCCGCCACUUUUGUUCCCAGCGCCGUGCAGCAGCCGUCCCAGCAGCGCGCUCCCCGCCACCGCCGCCGCCGCUGAGCGAGCCGAGCAGGUCCCCCGGCCGGCCACGACUCGGGCCACCCACCCGCCCGCCAGCCCGCCCGUCCGCCCGCCUGCCCAGAGGGAGGCCCCGAGCCAGCCAGCCAGCCCGCGAGCCAGCAAGCUAGAGAAGCCGGAGCCCGGGAAGCAGCAGGGAGCUCAGCCCCAGCUCGGGAGCUCAGCCCCAGCUCCGCAGCUCUGCCCGUUCCCCUCGCCCCUGCUCGCCCUCGGCUGCUCCAGCCGGGGAGCCAGCCAGCCAGCCAGCCAGCCAGCCAGCCAGCCAGCCCGCGGCGCACACACCCGAGCGCGCACACACUCCCGCUCCCUCGCCCACUCCCCCACACACGCACACGCUCCCUCACACACCCCCUACGGUGGCCGGGGCCAUGGCCGAGCUCGGGGGGGCUCUGGGAGCCUCUCUGGACUGGGACGUGCACGGCUUCUCGUCGUCCCUGGGGAGCAUGCCCUUAGCCGACUCCCCGGGCUUCCUGACCGAGCGGCUGGGCCAGAUCGAGGGCAAGCUGCAGCGCGGCUCGCCCACCGACUUCGCCCACCUCAAGGGGAUCCUGCGGCGCAGGCAGCUCUACUGCCGGACCGGCUUCCACCUGGAGAUCUUUCCUAACGGCACCGUGCACGGCACCCGGCACGACCACAGCCGCUUCGGAAUCUUGGAAUUUAUCAGCCUGGCCGUGGGACUGAUCAGCAUUCGGGGAGUGGACUCGGGCCUGUAUCUAGGGAUGAAUGAGCGUGGCGAACUAUACGGCUCGAAGAAGCUCACCAGAGAAUGUGUUUUCCGGGAGCAGUUUGAAGAAAACUGGUACAAUACCUAUGCGUCCACCUUGUACAAGCAUUCGGACUCGGAGAGACAGUAUUAUGUGGCCCUGAACAAAGACGGCUCACCUCGAGAGGGCUUCAGGACUAAGAGGCACCAGAAGUUCACCCACUUUUUACCCAGGCCCGUUGACUCCUCUAAACUGCCCUCCAUGUCCAGAGACCUGUUCCGCUAUAGAUGAUGUGCCUGGCCUCUGUUUCCCCUCCCCCUCCCCACCAGUGGUGGGGCCACAGUUAUGUCCUUGAGCUCUAUACUCAUAGCCUUUCAAGUCGUCCUUUUUAACAACUUCGAUAACAGAGAAGCACUUAAGUUGAACUCAAUCCAGCCGAGCCCUUGUUGUUGAAAGUGUAUUUACAGGUUGCGGGGAUUUGGGGGUGGGGUGGGGAGAACUAGAGUAGAGGAAGGGGGGGUGGGGAUAGGACCUGAAUAUCACUCCCAGAGGUGGGGAAAAGAGCAAUUGGGGGGAGGGAAGGAAAGGGAAGGGAGUGGAGGGGAAGGGAGGGCAAUGGAGGGGAUUGGGGGGGGGUGUUUCCCACCACACAAACCACACAGACACCUUGACACCAAACACAUGAAAGAAGAGCCCAGAGCUUGCCGCCAUCCUCCAAAUCCCUGGGGAGCUGACAGCCCCGUAUGUAGGAAGAGGGAGGAGGGGAGCAGGAAGGAAAAAAAAAAAAACACGAAGAUAUCAGCACAAACGCUGUGCAGAAGGGCUAAAAACUAUUUAUAAAAUAUGCUAUUUAUUUUGUAUGUUUAUUUAUUUCAAAAGAAUUUUAUUUUUCAGAGAGAUGUUAUGAUUGGAUUUUAGUCAGAAAGAAGAAGGUCCUACUGAAACACAAAACAAAUGAGUUUUUGACGGUUUCCUGGCAAUAAAAUCGGCUUUAUGAUGUG
Messenger RNA from Sarcophilus harrisii (Tasmanian devil), 2057 nucleotides. RefSeq names its product fibroblast growth factor 16 (gene FGF16). Bases 721 to 1347 code for a protein of 208 amino acids. Gene Ontology annotation, molecular function: fibroblast growth factor receptor binding; growth factor activity. The record is from RefSeq and is a predicted model, not a curated record. Lineage: Eukaryota; Metazoa; Chordata; Mammalia; Dasyuromorphia; Dasyuridae. Gene Ontology annotation, cellular component: cytoplasm. The transcript is spliced from 3 exons. Gene Ontology annotation, biological process: positive regulation of endothelial cell chemotaxis to fibroblast growth factor; fibroblast growth factor receptor signaling pathway; positive regulation of gene expression.